Castor canadensis (American beaver) is the source of this 4337-nucleotide messenger RNA. The record is from RefSeq and is a predicted model, not a curated record. NCBI's taxonomy places the organism in Eukaryota, Metazoa, Chordata, Mammalia, Rodentia, Castoridae.
CUGAAAUGAAAUGUUUUAUGUUGGGGUAAGAAAAGGAGGAAAGAAGUUACAAGAAGGCCAAUCUGACUCAGCUCUGAGUGAGGGGUCGGGUGAGAAAUGUGCUUUCUAUCUGAUCGCCCAGGGUGAGGGUCCUUUGUAAAGGGGGCUGCCCUGCAGUGAGGCCGAGGUCUGCAGACAUGGUGGCGAAGACUUGGAAGCCAGGAAGGCAGAGGCCCUCCGGCUCCCUCUUAGUAAGAUCUGCCACUGACUCUUGUCUUUUUUUUUUUUCCUGAGGUUUGUGAGUUCGAAUUUUGGAGAAGAAUCUCCAAGGUGAAUCAGGGAGCAGUUUCUGGGAGGAAAAAGUUCCCAGUGGAGCACAGAGCAGAUUGGCUGAGGGGCAGCUUCCAACAGGAAGUCCCCCAGUGGCCUGAGCAAUCCUGCCAAGUCUGCCAGGCACCCGCAGUAGCCCACACCACACCUUUCGGGAAUUUGAAACAAGGAUUCUGGCCUGCCCUUUGAAGAAGAUAGAAAGAGUGCUACCAGGAUCUUAUAUUGAGCUGGACCAGGAAGAUGUAGGGCAGAGUUGGCAAGCAGAGACUGUAAACUGGGUGGGUCCCUCCCAGGCCAUCUGGCAGGCCAGCAUCCUCAUGUGAUGACAAGCAGAUGUUGAAGCCACACAGUUCUCAGAGCUUGAGCCCAGGGGUGUUAGCCCCAAGUCCCCAAGCUGAAGAGGAUCUGUCUUCAGUUUGAUUUGCUGUCAGUCCUGAGGGCAGCCCACCCCACUGCUGGGGAGAGUGUGGUGUGGGGCCUGGGUGGGGAUGCUCUGUGCCCAGCUCCUCUGCAGCAGCAGCAUCCAGGUCUCGCAGGCACAUCUCCUUUUCCCAACAAGGCCCACACACCCACCUCCCUGGCCUGGACCCUGGGCAGGCAGGAGGUGAGGAGUGGACAGCAGGCCCUGGGCAGGGUGGCCAGCCAGAACCCGGGGCUGCAGGCUGCAGCUGCCCGGCUGCCUACCACCCUCCUGGCUCCUGAACCCAGGAUGCAAGAAUGGCCAGCUCAUCUCUGCCCACCCUGGUGCCCCUGGGCCCUGACUGCCUGCGUCCCUUCACCCGGGAGUCCCUGGCAGCCAUAGAACGGCGGGCAAUAGAGGAGGAAGCCCGUCUUCAGAAGAACAAGCAGAAGGAAAUCGAGGAGCCAGAGCGGAAGCCACGCAGUGACCUGGAGGCCGGCAAGAAUCUGCCCCUCAUCUAUGGGGACCCUCCACCGGAGAUCAUCGGCAUCCCCCUGGAGGACCUGGAUCCUUACUACAGUGAUAAGAAGACCUUCAUCGUGCUCAACAAGGGUAAGGCCAUCUUCCGAUUCUCUGCCACACCUGCUCUCUACAUGCUGAGCCCCUUCAGCACUGUCAGGCGUGUCGCCAUCAGGGUGCUCAUCCACUCGCUCUUCAGCAUGUUCAUCAUGGUCACCAUCUUGACCAACUGCGUGUUCAUGACCAUGAGCGACCCGCCCCCCUGGUCCAAGGACGUGGAGUACACCUUCACAGGGAUCUACACCUUUGAGUCCCUCAUCAAGAUGCUGGCCCGAGGCUUCUGCAUUGAUGAUUUCACAUUCCUCCGGGACCCCUGGAACUGGCUGGACUUCAGUGUCAUCAUGAUGGCGUACCUGACAGAGUUUGUGGACUUGGGCAACAUCUCAGCCCUGAGAACCUUCCGUGUGCUGCGGGCCCUGAAAACCAUCACCGUCAUUCCAGGGCUGAAGACGAUUGUGGGGGCCCUGAUCCAGUCAGUGAAAAAGCUGUCAGAUGUGAUGAUCCUCACCGUCUUCUGCCUGAGCGUCUUUGCCUUGGUGGGGCUGCAGCUCUUCAUGGGAAACCUGCGGCAGAAGUGUGUGCGCUGGCCCCCACCCUUCAAUGACACCAACACCACGUGGUAUGGCAAUGACACAUGGUACAGCAAUGACACAUGGUAUGGCAAUGACACAUGGUACGGCAAUGACACGUGGAACAGCCAUGAGAGCUCAACCAACAACUAUACUUUUGACUGGGAUGCCUACAUCAACGAUGAAGGGAACUUCUAUUUCCUGGAGGGCUCCAAUGAUGCCCUGCUCUGUGGGAACAGCAGUGAUGCUGGGCAUUGCCCUGAGGGUUAUGAGUGCAUCAAGGCUGGACGGAACCCCAACUAUGGCUACACCAGCUACGAUACCUUCAGCUGGGCCUUCCUGGCUCUCUUCCGCCUCAUUACCCAGGACUAUUGGGAGAACCUCUUCCAGCUGACCUUGCGAGCAGCUGGUAAGACAUACAUGAUCUUCUUUGUGGUCAUCAUCUUCCUGGGCUCCUUCUACCUCAUCAAUCUGAUCCUGGCAGUGGUGGCCAUGGCAUAUGCUGAGCAGAACGAAGCCACCCUGGCCGAGGACCAGGAAAAGGAGGAAGAGUUUCAGCAGAUGCUUGAGAAAUUCAAAAAGCAUCAGGAGGAGCUGGAGAAGGCCAAGGCUGCCCAGGCUCUGGAAGGCGGGGAGGCAGAUGGGGACCCAGCCCACAGCAAAGACUGCAAUGGGAGCCUGGACACAUCGCCUGGGGAGAAGGGGCCUCCGAGGCCCAGCUGUAGUGCAGACAGUGGCAUCUCAGAUGCUAUGGAAGAGCUGGAAGAGGCCCACCAGAAAUGCCCACCGUGGUGGUACAAGUGUGCACACACAGUGCUCAUAUGGAACUGCUGUGCCCCGUGGCUGAAGUUCAAACACAUCAUCCACCUGAUCGUCAUGGACCCCUUUGUGGACCUGGGCAUCACCAUCUGCAUUGUGCUCAACACCCUCUUCAUGGCCAUGGAACAUUACCCCAUGACCGAGCAUUUCGACAACGUGCUUUCCGUGGGCAACCUGGUCUUCACGGGCAUCUUCACGGCAGAGAUGGUCCUGAAGCUGAUCGCCAUGGACCCCUAUGAGUAUUUCCAGCAGGGCUGGAACAUCUUUGACAGUAUCAUUGUCACCCUCAGCCUGGUGGAGCUGGGCCUGGCUAAUGUGCAGGGGCUGUCUGUGCUCCGCUCUUUCCGUCUGCUGCGGGUCUUCAAGCUGGCAAAGUCAUGGCCAACACUUAAUAUGCUCAUCAAAAUCAUCGGCAACUCGGUGGGGGCGCUGGGGAACCUGACACUGGUACUGGCUAUCAUCGUCUUCAUCUUCGCAGUGGUGGGCAUGCAGUUGUUUGGCAAAAGCUACAAGGAGUGCGUGUGCAAGAUCGCUGCAGACUGCGACCUGCCCCGCUGGCACAUGCACGAUUUCUUCCACUCCUUCCUCAUUGUCUUCCGCAUCCUGUGUGGGGAGUGGAUCGAGACUAUGUGGGACUGCAUGGAGGUAGCCGGCCAGGCCAUGUGCCUCACCGUCUUCCUCAUGGUCAUGGUCAUUGGCAACCUGGUGGUCCUGAACCUGUUCCUGGCUCUCCUGCUGAGCUCCUUCAGCGCCGACAGCCUGGCAGCCUCUGACGAGGAUGGCGAGAUGAACAACCUGCAGGUUGCCAUUGGACGCAUCAAGUUGGGCAUCAGCUUUGCCAAGGCCUUCCUCCUGGGGCUGCUGCACGGCAAAGUUCUGAGCCCCAAAGACACAAUGCUCAGCCUCGGGGAGCCUGGGGGGGACGGGGAGGAGGGAGAGGCCGCAGAGAGCGCCCCAGAGGACGAGAAGAAGGAGCCGCCACCAGACGAGGAGGACAAGGACCUGAAAAGGGACAAUCACAUCCUCAACCACGUGGGCCUGCCUGAUGGGCCUCCCUCCAGCAUCGAGCUGGACCACCUCAACUUCAUCAACAACCCCUACCUGACCAUUCAGGUGCCCAUCGCCUCCGAGGAGUCCGACCUGGAGAUGCCCACAGAGGAGGAGACCGACACAUUCUCGGAGCCUGAGGAUAACAAGAAACCGCUGCAGCCCCUCUACGAUGGGAACUCCUCCGUCUGCAGCACAGCUGACUACAAGCCCCCAGAGGAGGACCCUGAGGAGCAGGCCGAGGAGAACCCUGAGGGGGAGCAGCCUGAAGAGUGCUUCACUGAGGCCUGUGUGCAGCGCUUCCCCUGCCUCUAUGUGGACAUCUCCCAGGGCCGUGGAAAGAUGUGGUGGACCCUCCGCAGGGCCUGCUUCAAGAUUGUGGAGCACAACUGGUUCGAGACCUUCAUUGUUUUCAUGAUCCUGCUCAGCAGUGGGGCCCUGGUAGGUGCUACCCCAGGUGACAGGGCAAGGGCCAGGGUAAGUGCCAUCCCUUCCCCCCGACUCCCUUCCUUUCACACCAGGGAUGGAUGCAGCCUGGACAGUCCCGAACCCAGAGACUCGUAGAGGGGACUCACCUAUACCUUCAGGAUAUGUUCUAGAAUGCAUCAGCUUCU